AUGUCACUGGAAGUUCUCGGGUGUACAACUGAUGCUUUAAAAGAUCGACCCCAAUUCACUUUCAUUUCGAAACUAUCAUUCGCAAACGAACUCGAGCUUUCAGUUCGUUCUUUUACUUGUUUUCAGCAAGAGUGGAUAAACAUUUUACCGCCAAUCAACGAAAGGGCACAACUGUUUUUCGAGUAUCCUCUUUCACAUGAUGAUUCGAUGGAAAUCUUCUCAAAUUUUGUCAAGACUCUGCUUGCCAAUUGCAGAGAAAUUCUCGUGAAAUGCCCGUCGACAAAGAUCUUCAAUUUCUUCCAAGGCCUUUCAAAGGGUGAAGCUGAAAUGAUCAACCUUAUUGUAAAUGUCUACAAGUUUGACGCCAAUUCCAUUGAUCCCUGGAUAACCGUUCACAAAGUGAUCACCUCGGGGAUUCCCAGCAAAAAUCGAGAUGCAGCUAUUGUGAUUGUUGGGCCGAAAAGUUGGAUGCGAAAUUUUAAGCAAAGCCUCACGAUUAUUCUCACACAAACACCAGAGAUUCAAGAAGUUCACGGUGCUGAGGCUACCGGAAUCUAUCAAUUUGCAGUCGAAACUUUGAGCAGAUAUGCAAUCACGAAGAAUGUUGACAUCUCCAAGAAUCAAAGCUUCUGUUUCAAGCGUAAACUCGAUCGUGAAAGAGAAUGUGUCUAUGUUGUUGAUAAUAAUUCGCAGUUAUUCUUUGCCAAAUAUCGCAAGAUUGUGAAUGUU
Messenger RNA from Mesorhabditis belari, 729 nucleotides. NCBI's taxonomy places the organism in Eukaryota, Metazoa, Nematoda, Chromadorea, Rhabditida, Rhabditidae. The record is from the annotation of a GenBank genome assembly.